GAACCUGAACCCUCCGUCUAUUUUAUGUCGCCUUGUGCUCAACACGCUUACUUCAGUUGCACAACUGCUUUCUCCUUAUUUUUUAAGUGAUCGCUUGCAUUUCUGUUCAGAUUUUUAUACUUUCUCGUAAUUUGGAUAUACGUUCAGAUCAAAUCGUUGCUGAAGUUUAAAGGGAUUUGGGGUGCAAAACAGAUGGAGGACCCUGCAGACUCUGGUGGCGGCACUGCAGAUCCAACGGGCCCCUCGAUGUUAGUGACGGAGAUCCGCUGGCCAGCAGGGGCCCGUCCACUGCGGUUGUUGGAGUGGAAAGUUAAACCUGGAUCCCUGGUUAAUGUCGACUCUGUGCUUGCUUUAUGCGCCCCUAUCCCGGUGGAGAAGGAGGCCGGAUCUGAGCCACGGGAGCAGGCAAGCAGACUGCCGGAGAAGAAGGUGAAAUCGGACCGUGCUGGAGUAGUGAAGGAGCUGUGCUGUCAACUUGGACAGGUCAUCUCUCCUGGCGCUGUCAUUGUGCGGAUAGAGGAAUGCAGUCAUCCCAUCGUGAUGAAGGGGCUUUGUGCCGAAUGUGGCCAGGACCUGACCCAGCUACAGAACAAAAAUGGGAAGCAGCAAGCGCCCAUCUCCACGGCGACGGUCUCCAUGGUGCACAGUGUCCCAGAGCUCAUGGUCAGCUCAGAGCAAGCAGAGCAGCUGGGCAGGGAAGAUCAGCUGCGUCUGCACUGUAACAGGAAGCUGGUCCUCAUGGUGGACCUGGACCAGACACUGAUCCACACCACAGAGCAACACUGCCAGCGCAUGUCCAACAAGGGAAUCUUCCACUUCCAGCUGGGGCGUGGGGAGCCCAUGCUGCACACGCGGCUGCGACCGCACUGCAAGGACUUCCUGGAGAAGAUCGCCAAGCUGUACGAGCUCCACGUAUUCACCUUCGGCAGCCGGCUCUACGCCCACACCAUCGCAGGCUUUUUGGACCCUGAGAAGAAGCUUUUCUCCCAUCGGAUCCUGUCGAGGGACGAGUGCAUCGACCCAUACUCCAAAACGGGGAACCUAAGGAAUCUCUUUCCCUGCGGGGACUCCAUGGUCUGCAUCAUCGACGACAGGGAGGACGUGUGGAAGUUCGCGCCCAACCUGAUCACGGUCAAAAAGUACACCUACUUCCAGGGCACGGGCGACAUCAACGCCCCUCCUGGAUCACGGGAAGCUCAAAUGGCAAGAAAAGCAGCCAAUCACGUCAGCAAGCCAGCGGAGGGCCCAGCGGCGGCGGCGGCGGCGACAUCGAGCAGGGAGGGCGAGGAGGACAGGGUGUCGGGGGACAGGGCGUCGGAGGACAGGGCGUCGGGCGCCGAGGAGCACAGCAACGGUCUCAGGAAACGGGGGAAGGAGCGGGGCGGCGGCAGGGGUGCGGCCGAGCAGGAGGAGCAGGCGCCCGCCUCUCAGGGAGCGCCCAAUGAGAGGACUCACACGGACAGGGAGGGGGCGGAGGGGGCGGCGUCGGCGGGCGGGGCAGACACCUCACGGGUAAGUGACACAGGGAAUGUAAAGGAGGAGGAGGACGGCAGCGGGGCUGUGGCGGCGGCCGCGACGGAGGGGGAGGCGGCUCCUGCCACAGACGGGACCGGCAACGAGCUGGACUUUGACCUCUCCAGUGACAGCGAGAGUGAGACGGGCACGGGAGACCCCCCGUCGUCAGACAGCGAGGGCGAGGGGAAGCGCGGCUGGAGGAAGGCCAAGGAGCCCCAGGCGGCAGAUCCCACCGGCGACAGCAGCAAGGGCGCUGCCGAAAAGCAGCCGGGGGGCGAGGACGCUCUGGAGGAGGUCCCUCCGGGCACCGAGCAGGAGGGUCUCCAAGAGCUGGGCAACGGCUGCCCGGACCGAAAGGAGGCGGAGACGGAAUCGCAGAACAGCGAGCAGUCGGGCGUGACCAUGGGGGAGGAGUCGCUAGACCAGAGCAUGGAGGAAGAGGAGGAGGAGGAGGAAGAGGAGGAACCGGACCUGGACCAGGACGAUCACCUGAUCUACCUGGAGGAGGUGCUGGUCCGCAUCCACAGCGAGUACUAUGCCAGGUACGAUGACUUCCUGGCCAAGAAGACCUCCGAGAUACCCGACAUCAGGAAGAUCGUCCCAGAGCUGAAGAGCAGGUCGCUGGCAGGGACGAACAUCGUGUUCAGCGGCCUGUACCCCACUAACUACCCCAUGGAGAGGACGCGGGAGUGUUACCAUGCAAAGGCCCUGGGAGCCAAGGUCAGCAAAAACCUCGUCCUCAGCCCCAAAGACCCAAGCCGAACGACACACCUCAUCGCUGCAAGAGCUGGCACAGAGAAAGUGCGCCAGGCGCAGGGCUGUAAGCACCUGCACGUGGUGAACCCUGACUGGCUGUGGGGCUGCCUGGAGCGCUGGGAGAAAGUGGAAGAGCAGCUCUUCCCCCUCAAGGAGGACUACGUCAAAACGCAACGGAGCAACAGUCCGGCCACGUUUCCCGACAUCCAGGGCGCGUUCCAGACGCCGCUGUUCCACCCAACACCCAUCCACCCCAAAACGCCGACGGCGCCGGAGGUGCGGACGUACGACCCCGUCACGGGGAAGCUGAUCCGGAGGGGGGCCCAGGCGGGGCCGCGCCAGCCGUCCUACAUCCAGGCCCCCGGACCCCCCCUGGCUCUGCACGGAGAGCAGUCCUCCUUCAGGGUGGUGCAGCAGCUCCAGCAGCAGAACGAGGCCCCAGGCUCCAGCCGUGAUGAGGAGCAGCCUGGUCCCUCCCGCAGGAAACGGCAGCCCAGCAUGUCAGAGACCAUGCCCCUCUACACACUGUGCAAGGAGGACCUGGAGAGCAUGGACAAGGAGGUGGAUGACAUCCUGGGGGAGGAGAGUGACAACGAGAGCGAAGGCGGGGGGAAAGAGGAGCAGGCGGAGGGAGAAGAGGAGGAGUCAGAAGGCAGGCUGAGAAGCCUGAAGGGGGAGAACUCAGAGGGUCUGGGCACCGUGAUAGAGGAGAGGACAACCACGCCCUCCAGCCAGGACAGCAGCCUAUCAGGGAGCGUGCCCAGGGGACACAAGCGCAAGCUGGAGGAGGCCAGAGAGAGCGAGGAGGCCGACUCGGCCAGCGAGUCCAGCAAGGAGUCCAACGAGGACGAGGAAGGCAGCAGCUCGGAGGCGGACGAAAUGGCCGCGGCGCUGGAGGCGGAGCUUAACGACUUCAUGUGACGUGGACCGAGGUGCGGGAGGCGGAGCUAUACAUUUAAAAGAAAAAAAAAAAAAAAAAAGGCAACAACAACAAACCUUGAUUCAAUCAUGGAACAAUUACUGCACCCGCAUGGUGGUACCAGAGCAAAUGAAGAAUUUUUUGUUUGUGCGUGCACGUGCGUGUUUAUGCGUGCGUGCAGGUAUGAAACAAAUGUGUUCAGAGGGGGCUGAUGGUAAGGUUUGGGUUAUUUGUGUAUAAGUAGUUGGAGCUGUAGAAUAGAUCAUUUUAGAGGUAUGGAUAAAAAAAGAAAAAAACAGAGGUAAAUGUUUUAUUGUGAAAUAAAAUAGCG
Messenger RNA from Megalops cyprinoides (Indo-Pacific tarpon), 3521 nucleotides. RefSeq names its product CTD (carboxy-terminal domain, RNA polymerase II, polypeptide A) phosphatase, subunit 1 (gene ctdp1). Gene Ontology annotation, cellular component: nucleus. Bases 193 to 3192 code for a protein of 999 amino acids. NCBI's taxonomy places the organism in Eukaryota, Metazoa, Chordata, Actinopteri, Elopiformes, Megalopidae. The transcript is spliced from 13 exons. Gene Ontology annotation, molecular function: RNA polymerase II CTD heptapeptide repeat phosphatase activity. The record is from RefSeq and is a predicted model, not a curated record.